AUGGCCUCCGACGGUGGAGGCAGCCCACACGAGCUGGUGGUGCAGUCAUGGAUCAUGUAUACCAUUGGCAUGAUAUUAUACCUACUCCGACUAUAUGCCCGGUAUGACCGGUUGGGCUUGAAAUGGCAAGCAGAAGACUAUAUCAUGUUGCUUGCAAUUGGCUGGUAUACUGCGCUGGUCGUCACCAACAUCCAACUAGCAGAAGGCGGUGGUGGCACGCUUUAUACGCCGGAAGAAUACGCCACAUUCACACCGCAGGAUAUCUUGGAUAGAGAACAAUUUGCUAGGGUCGAGUUUGCGUCGGAGCAGUGUAUGGUCAAUACAAUCUGGUUCCUGAAAGCAUGCAUGCUCAUCAUCUAUUGGCGCAUGACUACGAAUCUUUUACGACAAUUCUGGGUCAAGCUCUGCGCAGGAUACACUCUGGCAGGAUACAUCGCUGUCGAGCUCACACUCUUCCUCAACUGUCGUCCGUUUUCGGGAUAUUUUACCAUCCCGCCGCCUCAGCAACAAUGCGCCACGUACUUUAACUACGAAGUUGUUMAAGCCGUAUUUAAUAUCUCCUCCGAUUUAGCCAUUCUGUUGGUCAUCAUUCCAACUUUGUGGAAGAUGAAUAUGUCGAACAAAGAGAAAGUGCCCAUUGUCGUCAUUUUUGGGCUGGGAUUCUUCUUGAUCGUUUGCGCCAUCGUAUCCAAGAUUUUCACUUUCCGCGACAUCUACGACACCUCGUACCAAUUCUGGUACCUCCGAGAAGCCUCGGUCGGCAUCUACGUUUCCAACCUCCCAUAUGUCUGGUCCUUCCUCCGCCGCACGAUCAAAUUCCUCCACUCCACAGCUACCGGAACAAAAAAGAGUUCGCGACAACUAUACUACGGCGCCCAGACGGGUGACAACCCCUUCACAGGCCAUACCGGGCCCCGAAGUCGGAAUUUUUCAGCCAUCACAUCGAACCACGACGAAACGCAUCUGGGUCGCAGCGAGAGCGAAGAACACAUCUUUGGCGGUAUGGGGACGGAGACGCGGGUGCUGGGCGGUGAUGUACACCUUGGCGAAGUCAGUCCGAUAAAACAAUACAACAUUCACAAGACGACUGAGAUCCACAUUGCCAGCAGCGAAAGCAACGUGUGA
Talaromyces amestolkiae is the source of this 1125-nucleotide messenger RNA. RefSeq lists its product as uncharacterized. The record is from RefSeq and is a predicted model, not a curated record. The coding region runs from base 1 to 1125 and encodes 374 amino acids. Lineage: Eukaryota; Fungi; Ascomycota; Eurotiomycetes; Eurotiales; Trichocomaceae. The transcript is spliced from 6 exons.